CAUCGCUGUCUCUUGCCCCCACUGUUCUCCCCUUGCAGCCACAGGUCGCAGCAGCAGCAAGCAUGGACAUUACCAUCCAGCACCCCUGGUUCAAGCGUGCUCUGGGACCCCUCAUUCCAAGCCGUUUGUUCGACCAGUUUUUUGGAGAGGGUCUCUUUGAGUAUGAUCUCCUGCCUUUGUUCUCUUCCACUAUCAGCCCCUACUACAGGCAGUCCCUCUUCCGCAGCGUGCUGGAGUCGGGCAUUUCAGAGGUGAGGUCUGACCGGGACAAGUUUACAAUCAUGCUGGAUGUAAAACACUUCUCUCCCGAAGACCUGAGUGUGAAGAUUAUUGAUGACUUUGUGGAAAUCCAUGGCAAGCACAGUGAAAGACAGGAUGAUCACGGCUACAUCUCCCGUGAAUUUCACCGCCGGUACCGUCUGCCCGCCAACGUGGACCAGGCUGCCAUUACCUGCUCCCUGUCCAACGACGGCAUGCUGACCUUCUCGGGCCCCAAGGUCCCCUCCAACAUGGACGCCGGCCACAGCGAGAGGCCCAUCCCUGUGUCCCGGGAGGAGAAGCCCACCUCCGCGCCUUCUUCCUAAGCCUGCCUGUUGCUGCGCUACACAGGUUGCCACUGUCUGCAGGUCUCAUUCCCAGAGCCAUUGCAUAGAUAUCAGUGAAUAUCUAGAGGGGUUUAUUUUGUUGGUUCCCCCCCUCCCUUUCCUUUGUUCCUUUUUUUUUUUUUUCUUCCCCUUUUCCCUUGGAUGGGACAAGGGGCUGGGUGAAGUGGCUGGUGGA
Messenger RNA from Athene cunicularia (burrowing owl), 780 nucleotides. RefSeq names its product crystallin alpha A (gene CRYAA). The transcript has 3 exons. Bases 63 to 584 code for a protein of 173 amino acids. The record is from RefSeq and is a predicted model, not a curated record. Gene Ontology annotation, biological process: lens development in camera-type eye; protein refolding; response to heat. Lineage: Eukaryota; Metazoa; Chordata; Aves; Strigiformes; Strigidae. Gene Ontology annotation, molecular function: structural constituent of eye lens; protein folding chaperone.